AUGCCCCGCACCGCCCGUGGCCCUCGCCACCGCUUCCUCAACGACCACCAUCAAGACCUUCAGCAAGUCCGCAUCGGUUCUGCGGGUAUCAGCCGCAGCCACGAGGACGAGUACGACGAGCACAACGACGAUGACAACGCCGGCCGUGGAGGCUACAACGACGGCUUCCAGCAGCAUGACGAUUGGGAGGACUACGACGAUCGUAAGGAUGGGUGGGAGGAUAUCACCAAACAGCAUUGCUCCAACAUCUCUACUCCAGCCUACUUCCAUCCUCCGCAACUUCAACCUUCUCCUCGAGCUGGUCUCGUCUCCUUCUACUACAGCCUCCCGCCCGGCAGCACCUUUAGCCAUCAUCAACUCGCCCCAGCCAGACUCCCAACCCUCCCAAGGCUUCAGUCCCUUGAGUCCCACUCAACAAGCAUGCCUCCCUACACCCAACAUACCCGCAACCACCACCACCGCGCCUGCACCUGCGGCUGCCAGGCCCGCGCUCCCUGCCGCGCAGCACCCUGGCACAACACGCCGAACCAUCACCAUGUCGCCAUGCGGUCUCCGCCUCUCGAGCAGCACAACUCACCUGUGGACAGUCUCGCCGAGCCGGUGAGUCCUGAGCCGCGCAGACCGGAGGCAUGGAUGCCUUUCAGUGGAGACUUGGGUGACAGCGGAGAUGGAGGUUACGGAGAUGAUGAUGAGGAUAUUGAGAUGGAUCUGGACGUCAGCGUCGUUGACCUCGACGUCGAGGAAUUUGUUGAAGGCAACGGCUGGAACUGGGGCAACGACUGGAUCUGGGUGUUCGACGAGCACGAGAUCGAUGAAAUGGACGGUGAAAUGUCCGAGGCUGAUAGUCUUGGGUAUACCGGCGAUGAGUCUAGCGACGAAGGAUACGAUGGUGACGAUGAGAGGGAGUGGGAUGAGUGGUGGAAGGCGAAUCGCUAG
This is a messenger RNA of Zymoseptoria tritici IPO323, 936 nucleotides long. RefSeq lists its product as uncharacterized. The coding region runs from base 1 to 936 and encodes 311 amino acids. The record is from RefSeq and is a predicted model, not a curated record. The transcript has 2 exons. Lineage: Eukaryota; Fungi; Ascomycota; Dothideomycetes; Mycosphaerellales; Mycosphaerellaceae.